AUGUCCCUCGUCGCACUCUUUUAUGACUCUGUAGAGCAGGGGUGUCAAAUUGGCUGGCCGGAUCCGGCCCGCCAGUCCAUUUUGUCCAACACGCGAAGUCCUCUUCAACGGAAGAUCUCCAAUGGAUUCAACUACUUCGAGAAGAAAGGGAUCCCGACCGAGAAGCCGCUUUAUCCCCUCGUUGGGAACCUCUGGAACUUCUGGAAGGAGGUACAAUUCCAAAGGGAUGCGAAGAACGAGAAAAGAUUCGGGAAGGUCUGGGGGUCGUUCGAGGGGAGUAGACCAGCGUGGAACAUCGCGGAUCCUGAUCUCAUCAGGGACAUCUGCAUCAAAGAGUUCGAUCACUUCACCGAUCGCAGGGUGUUUUUCAUGAAAGACAAGGUGUUGUCGAAGAUGCUGAAUGUGUUGAAGGGUCAUGAAUGGAAGGACGUGAGAUCCGCCGUCUCCCCUGUCUUCUCCUCGGGCAAAAUCAAGAAGAUGUCCCAGCUGAUGGAGUCGUGUGGGGAGACCCUUGUGCAGCACCUCCGGAAGGCCAUGGAAGAGUCCCAGGGCGUCGUCAACGUCAAAGAGUACCUUUUGCUUUCCCUUUCUGUCUCUCUGCUUCCGCUGUUGUGUCAGUACGGAGCCUACACCUUGGACGUGAUCGCGACGUGUGCGUUCGGCACGAAACUGGACAGCCUGGGAGAGGAGAAUGACCCGUUCACGAAAAACGCCAGGAAAUUCCUCGUCGAUAAUCCAAUCGUUGGCAAUCCUCUCAUCAUCAUCCCUUUCAUAUUCCCGUGGGUGAUGCAAUUGGGUCUGAAUAUCUUCCCGAUGGAACCCAUCAACUUCUUCAAAGAUCUCGUCCAGGACAUCAUGAAACAGCGGAAGACCAAGGGCCAUGAACGAGGCGAUGCCCUGGACGCGAUGAUGGAGCAAGUGGAGAAGGAGAAGGAGGCAGGAGGCGAGAUGGUGAUGACGGAGGAGGUGAUCACGGCCCAGUCCCUCGCCUUCUUCGUCGCCGGGUUCGACACCACGGGAUCCAUGAUCAACUUCCUCACCUACGUUCUCGCUGUUCAUCCAGACGUCCAAGAUCGACUGUAUCAGGAGAUAGAGGAGAAAAUCCAGGAAUACGGUGGAACGAACCACGAGAUGAUGAACGCCUGCGCGUACCUGGACCAAGUGGUGAACGAGACCCUCCGCUUCUAUCCCAUCGCCACUCGACUCGAACGGGAAUGCACCAAGGACUGCAUCAUUGAUGGGAUGGAAUUCAAGAAGGGGGAUUUGAUCUGCUUCCCAAUCUACGCUGUGCAUCAUUCGCUUGAAUACUAUCCCGAUCCUGAAGUGUUCGAUCCAGAUCGGUUUUCACCGGAGAAGAAGUCGAAGAUCCCACAAGGAGCCUUUCUUCCGUUUGGCAUUGGCCCCCGGAACUGCAUCGGGAUGAGAUUUGCACUCGAAGAGGGGAAACUGGCGCUGUGCCACCUCAUCCAUUCCUUCCGUAUCCUCAAAUGCGCGGAAACACCUGUGCCUCUCAAGUUCACUCCGGGAGUCCUCAUGCUCAUGCCCGACAGGACCAGCCCGAUCAGAGUCAAACUGGAGAGUCGAAUCUGAUGGCGGCGAGACUCCUCGGGAUCACUUGGGCGAUUUUUCAUGUGCUUCCUUGCUUUGCUUCGAGAAAGAUGGUGCAUGCUUUGUCCUGGAAUUUGCGUGAUUUGGAGAAUAAAAUUAUUAUCAUGA
This is a messenger RNA of Darwinula stevensoni, 1716 nucleotides long. NCBI's taxonomy places the organism in Eukaryota, Metazoa, Arthropoda, Ostracoda, Podocopida, Darwinulidae. The record is from the annotation of a GenBank genome assembly.